ACUCGCCGCCGCCGGAGAGGCCGGUGACCUCUUGGCCGCCCCGCCUCGGAGGCUCAGAUGGCUCAGGCGAAGAUCAACGCGAAAGCCAACGAGGGGCGCUUCUGCCGCUCCUCCUCCAUGGCCGACCGCUCCAGCCGCCUGCUGGAGAGCCUGGACCAGCUGGAGCUCAGGGUGGAAGCUUUGAGAGAAGCAGCAACUGCCGUUGAGCAAGAGAAAGAAAUCCUCCUGGAAAUGAUCCACAGCAUCCAAAAUAGCCAGGACAUGAGGCAGAUCAGCGACGGUGAAAGAGAAGAAUUAAAUCUGACAGCAAACCGUUUGAUGGGACGAACGCUCACCGUUGAAGUUUCAGUAGAAACAAUUAGAAACCCCCAGCAGCAAGAAUCCCUAAAGCAUGCCACCAGGAUUAUUGAUGAGGUUGUCAGUAAGUUUCUGGAUGAUUUGGGAAAUGCCAAGAGUCACUUGAUGUCACUGUACAGUGCAUGUUCAUCCGAGGUGCCACCUGGGCCUGUUGACCAGAAGUUUCAGUCCAUAGUAAUUGGUUGUGCUCUUGAAGAUCAGAAGAAAAUUAAGAGAAGAUUAGAGACUCUGCUUAGAAAUAUUGAAAACUCUGACAAGGCCAUCAAGCUGUUAGAGCAUUCUAAAGGAGCUGGUUCCAAAACUCUGCAACAAAAUGCUGAAGGCAAAUUUAAUUAGUUUUGAAACAUAGGAGCACUUACAAAUAAUGACAUAAAAAUGAUUAAACAUUUGUUCUUUGUGUUAGGCAUAACAUUUGAUACUGAUUGUUGUUUCACAUGAGGAAAAUAUUCCAGUGUCAUCAGUUUUGUGAAUAACACAAUUAAAUCUAGAAAUAUUUUAAUUAUC
Neomonachus schauinslandi (Hawaiian monk seal) is the source of this 861-nucleotide messenger RNA. It is a transcript of the gene BAG2, whose product is annotated as BAG cochaperone 2. The coding region runs from base 58 to 693 and encodes 211 amino acids. NCBI's taxonomy places the organism in Eukaryota, Metazoa, Chordata, Mammalia, Carnivora, Phocidae. The transcript is spliced from 3 exons. Gene Ontology annotation, molecular function: adenyl-nucleotide exchange factor activity; protein-folding chaperone binding. Gene Ontology annotation, biological process: protein stabilization. The record is from RefSeq and is a predicted model, not a curated record.